Molecule: messenger RNA, 2240 nt
Organism: Epinephelus fuscoguttatus (brown-marbled grouper)
Lineage: Eukaryota; Metazoa; Chordata; Actinopteri; Perciformes; Serranidae
Gene: dnd1
Product: DND microRNA-mediated repression inhibitor 1
Exons: 5
Coding region: 906-2069 (387 amino acids)
Biological process (GO): negative regulation of miRNA-mediated gene silencing; mRNA stabilization
Cellular component (GO): nucleus; cytoplasm
Molecular function (GO): mRNA binding
Source: RefSeq, a predicted model, not a curated record
UUUCCCCGACGCUGCCAGUCGCCAUUAAACUAUAAUGGCAACUGGUCGUGUAUGAUGCCGACAUUAAAGGACACUUUUUUUUCGUUGGUUCAUGAUGCUGCAAGUCACUGCCCAAGUGCUGGAUCAGGGUGAGACUGGGCUCAAAAUGGAACACAGCUACCCAGCUGGCACACGACUGACCUUCAGUGUUGAAAUGUGGUUGAAAUUAUGUCAGUUGUUGUUUCAGCAUUAAAAACAACAUUGAAACAACAUUCAAUUCUGAUGGUUGUAAAAAGUUUAACAAAACUCUCAUUAAUCAACACUAUACUUUUCUGAUCUGUUUCAAUGUUUAAACAAUUGUAAAUUCAUGUUUAAAGUGCAAGAAUGCCUUCUUGUGGCAUAUAUCUGGCAACACAGGUCAGCAAAACCAUUGGGCCUUACGUUUUCAGGACCUUUCAGCUUUUUUGCCCAUUUUAAAACAUUUGUUAGAAAAGUAAUCAAAUCUAACAUCACUGUGACUAAGACAAUGAAACAGUUACAUUAGGAUACACGUUGCAUUUUAAAUAGGAUAAUUAGAAAUCUGUAACCUAUUACAUAUCAAAAGUAACUUUUCCAGCACUGAAGCCUACAUGGAACACAGUGUACUGAUUUUUAACUAACCCUCCACACAUUCUCCAAGGCCCACUAAUGGGUCCCCACAAGGCUGCUUCAUUAGGCCUACAGACUCAAUCCUUGUGAGUUUAUCUUUCCUCGAAUUUGACCUGCAUUCGCUACAAACCAUAAUCCCCCAAGUCCCGGCGCUUGACAGUGAAGGCAGCGCCAGCGUGGCGUCGGCUCUAAUUUACUGGCCAAUAGCGGCCUCCAGGUGCGGCCACGGGCGACAGAGAGGCGACACUGCCCGCGCGAGCACAGCAACGGAGGAGACGAUGGAAGACAAGCAGAGCCAGGUGCUGAACAUUGAGCGGGUGAAGGCUCUGGAAGCCUGGCUGAAAGCGACAAAUAUAAAGCUGACACAAGUCAAUGGCCAGAGGAAGUAUGGAGGACCACCUGAGGUGUGGGACGGGCCCACCCCAGGGGCCCGCUGUGAGGUCUUCAUCAGCCAGAUCCCACGGGACACAUACGAGGAUCAGUUGAUCCCCCUCUUCAGCUCUGUGGGGCCCCUCUGGGAGUUUCGACUGAUGAUGAACUUCAGCGGCCAGAACCGCGGCUUCGCCUAUGGGAAAUACGGCUCUCCAGCUGUAGCCACCGAAGCCAUCCGUGUGCUGCAUGGUCACGUGCUGGAGCCAGGCUUGAGCCUCAGCGUCCGCCGCAGUACAGAGAAGAGACACCUCUGUAUCGGAGACCUGCCAGCCUCUACCAGGCAAGAGGAUCUACUGCAGGCUCUGCGAGCGCUGACAGAGGGGGUGGAGAGAGUGUCUCUGAAGGCCGGGCCUGGUAUACAGGGGGUGUCUGCCAUAAUCGCCUUCUCAUCCCACUAUGCUGCUUCAAUGGCAAAGAAGAUGCUGGUGGAAGCAUUCAGGAAGCAGUUUGCAUUGGACAUCUCAAUCGAAUGGAAGACUACAGUGAAGCCGAUCCACGAGGACCCACUGUCUUCAAACAAACCUUUGAAGAGCCCCCUGCCAACACCCCUGCAACCUCCACGAAACACCCUGAACUCUCGACAGCACUCAGCUCUGCCUCCUCGCCAGGCCUGCCCUCCAUCUGCCCCCCAGGGUUUCUGCAGAGCAGUGGGAGGGCCCACUACACCCCAGCAGCCCCCCCAUUCUACCUCCUCCACCUCCUCGUCUUCCCACCAGGGGCAUCUAGCAUCUACAGCCUCCUCAUUAUCCUCCCCUGUGAUGCUCCUCCGUAGGCUAUGCGAGGCGACUGGUUUUGGCCAGCCACUCUAUGAGUUACAGCCCUGCCACGCUGGGCCUGAUGGAUUCCUCUACUUUACCUAUAAGGUGCAUAUCCCUGGGAGAACCUCGGCCUUCAAAGGGCUGGUUAUGAUCUUGCCGGGAAACGGUGCUAACAACAUUCUGGAUGACGCCCAGCGAGCUGCAGCCCAGCAGAUUCUGCAGAAGGUGUACAAUAACCAGCUCGCCCACUGACAAGCUCAUCAGUUAGCAAAACAGUACACAAACAUCACAGCACUGUUUGUUUUGUAAAUGAUGUUAUGUCCAAAAAAAGAUGUUUGAUCUUGUAUGUAGUUUUGGUGAUUUUGCAUGCUUUUAUUAUAGUAGCAGACUUGUUUGUCGUUUGAACUUCUGUGCUUUGUUUUA